Messenger RNA from Fonsecaea nubica, 1203 nucleotides. RefSeq lists its product as hypothetical. NCBI's taxonomy places the organism in Eukaryota, Fungi, Ascomycota, Eurotiomycetes, Chaetothyriales, Herpotrichiellaceae. The transcript is spliced from 2 exons. The record is from RefSeq and is a predicted model, not a curated record. Bases 1 to 1203 code for a protein of 400 amino acids.
AUGGCAAGCAAACAAUCCCUCGAAACUCCGCCCGACGAACGGAAGUCAGAUGCCGCCAAUCUGAACGAGCGUCUGUUCAAGAAAAUGAAGAAAGCUGUCGACUCCAACCCGGAGGUCGACCUGCUCUCGCUGUUUCCCAAAGAAUACUCGGAAAGACUAGCAAGACUAGCAAGUUCCCCGAAGAGGGACCGGAUAAAUCCACGUGACAAGGGUGUCACGUCUCUCGAGAACGUUUUGCCAAAACAAGACAAUCAGAGGGUUUCCACUAUCCACGAUGAUAUCCGCUACCUUCUCUCCGCUGGCGAUGUUCAGAUUAUGGAUCAGCCAUCACAUUCAGUUCAGGAACUAAUAAAGAGCAAAAUGGAAGUGAGAAAUGCCUCUCCCGCGAUCGAAACAGAACCCCAACAAUUCUCCAUGGCUCUGAUCAGGCUCAUCCAAGAAGGAGAAAUUGUCAGCACAGGCCCUGUUGCGUCCAGAAGAAUGGUAGUGAAGUGUGGUGUUGACACAAUCGCAAAGCUGGUUUGGGGGUUAGAAGAAUACACUGACUACACCACACUUCAGUACUUGCUAGAGCACAAACCCAGCAUUCCGGCACCUAGACCACUUGGUCUUGUCCGUAUGGGCUGGGUAACAAUCUUCUUCAUGUCUUACUUGUCAGGCCCGACCCUUGAAGCAGUAUGGGCAGAUCUGGGUACAGAUGAGAAAGCAUCUGUUCGAGACCAACUGGAUGUCAUUUUCCGUGAUCUCAGGAAAAUGGAGUUCCCCAAUGGCAUGUCCUUGGGUGGCGUGGGGGGUGAGGGCUGCAAAGACCUAAGGAGGCAUCUACGCCGCAGCACAACCCCAAUUUUUGAUGUCAAAGAGUUCGAGAAUUUCCAGUUUUCUAAUCCCAACUAUGGAAGCAAGAUUUUUAUCGACUUUCUCCGCGCAUUCGCUCCUCAGAGCUCACGUCAAAUCGUCUUCACGCAUGGAGACCUGCGGCCAGCAAACGUCAUUGUUGAAGUCACACAAGACAGAAGAUGCAUCGUUACUGGUGUCAUUGAUUGGGAAGACAGUGGAUUUUAUCCAGAGUACUACGAAGCCACGAAUUGUUUGGCAACUGAUCAAGUCUGGGAUUGGUUUCAGUUCCUGCCACCCUGCAUCUCGCCUCACACCUAUCCUGUAGAGUGGUUACGCGAUUACGUUUGGGGACGACAUCUAGAAUGA